AUGUCUGAAAACCAACGUUUAGGAUUAUCAGAGGAAGAAGUAGAAGCGGCUGAAGUACUGGGAGUGUUGAAACAAUCAUGCAGGCAGAAGCCACAGCGAUCAGAAGACGUUUCGCAAGGUGACCAAAGGUCGGCAAGUGAGUUGUCAACGACGCCGCUGAACAUCCUGGACCGCGUAAGCAAUAAAAUUAUUAGCAACGUAGUUACCUUCUACGAUGAAAUAAACACCAACAAGAGGCCACUGAAAUCGAUAGGGAGGCUACUGGACGAUGAUGACGACGAGCAUGACGAUUACGACUACAACGACGACGAGUUCUUCACCAACAAGAGACAGAAGCUGUCGCAGGCGAUUGCCAAGGGGAAGGACAACUUGAAAGAGUACAAGCUUAACAUGUCCAUCGAGUCUAAGAAGAGGCUUGUUACGUGCCUGCAUCUUUUAAAGCUGGCUAACAAGCAGCUUUCCGAUAAAGUAUCCUGUUUGCAGGACCUUGUAGAAAAGGAGCAGGUGCACCCUUUGCAUAAGCAAGAUGGAAGUGCUGGGACGACCGCCGGAGCUGGCGAGGACGAUACAUCGUCUGACGAAGAUGAUGACGACGAGGAGUUCUUUGAUGCCUCGGAGCAAGUCAACGCCAGUGAGCAGUCUAUUGUGGUAAAGAUGGAGGUGGUCGGCACAGUCAAGAAAGUUUACUCACUGAUAUCGAAGUUUACAGCAAAUUCGUUGCCGGAGCCCGCAAGGUCCCAGGUUCGAGAAAGCCUGUUAAAUCUGCCCACAAAUUGGUUUGACAGCGUUCACAGUACCUCACUGCCGCAUCACACCUCAUUUCACUAUGCCAACUGUCAAGAACAAAACGUGGAGCUGCAGCAACAACAACAACAACUGCAACGGCAGCAACGGCAGCAACAACUUCUGCAGCAGCAACAGCAGAAAAGGAACAAAGAUGACGGCGAUACACCCCCACCGUCCUCUUCCGUCACCCCGAAUGGGAAAGUGCUCAUUCUCGCCAAAGAGUCCCUAGAAAUGGUGAGGAACGUCAUGGGCGUAGUCGACUCUACGUUGGGCAAGGCUGAAGAAUGGGUGAAGCAGAAACAGGAGGUAAAAGAAAUGAUCAGAGAGCGCUUCCUCCAACAACAGCAACAGUACAGGCAGCAACAGCAGAGAGACGGCAAUUGCAUAAAGCCCUCCCAGGACACCGCGGAGACCAAGGACUAA
This is a messenger RNA of Saccharomyces paradoxus, 1209 nucleotides long. It is a transcript of the gene OPI1, whose product is annotated as transcriptional regulator OPI1. Gene Ontology annotation, cellular component: nucleus; endoplasmic reticulum. Gene Ontology annotation, molecular function: transcription corepressor activity. Lineage: Eukaryota; Fungi; Ascomycota; Saccharomycetes; Saccharomycetales; Saccharomycetaceae. The transcript has a single exon. The record is from RefSeq and is a predicted model, not a curated record. Gene Ontology annotation, biological process: endoplasmic reticulum unfolded protein response; phospholipid biosynthetic process; regulation of transcription by RNA polymerase II. The coding region runs from base 1 to 1209 and encodes 402 amino acids.